UUACGUUGUGGGCAUGUCGCGUGCGCUAAACGGCAACACAUUGGCGCUUACCGGGUCUGUUUUGUGUGUAUUAUUUCAUUUCAGUAUGGCGGCGGAUUCUUGCGGAGGAGGAUACAUUUUUCGAAAGUUUACCCAGUUCAACGGGAUCAUUCUGUAAAUCACACGUUGUGCUAUCGAUAGUGUGGCUUCACUUGGAAUCGUCAGAAGAUUAGCUACUGGACUGGUGAUGCGCUAGCGAGGAGCUGCAGCCAAACUCGUCUCAGUUUUCUGUCAGCUAGCUAGCAAGGCUAUCCCAUCCUAGCUAACUCUUUCCGACUCGGCUAACGUUUGCUUUCGAAGAGGGCCCCAGUUUACUGUCUAGCGUUACUUGUUUUUUUGUCAAAGGGACUAUAUUUUGCCUGAAGUAGCGUCGUUCAAGAGUUGGUUGAGUACGAGUCGCCCGAAGAGACCCAUCUACUGCUCCGGCUAAAUUACAAGUUGUUAGCGCGUUAGCUUAGUUAGCUAUAUUUAAAAAAAAAAAAAAGCUAGCUAACGUUAAAUGGAUAUCUAUCUAACGUUAGGUAGUUGCCAACAAACAUAGCCACACUGCAGGGUUAUUGUAUGUGUCAUAUCAAUCUCUACACCCCCCCGCUGUAAUACCCAUUUUAGUUUUAAGGUUUGUCUUGAAGCAGUUUGGAACAUUUGGCCUCGAGAUUAGAAGGAUUUGUUGCUGUUUAGGCCCCUGAAACUCAAUAUUAGCUUGCUAGCCUGCCUGAGUUGGGAGUGGCUGGAGGUUUGCAUUAGCUAGUUAGCCAGCUAGCUAACAAACAAGGUCAGAUACUCCUAUAUCGCACCGGUCCAUAGUGCGUAGGAUAAACACAAAGUAAUGACACAAACUCUAUAGAAAAACAAUGUAUUAAUGACCUAUUAAACCACGGUCAGGUUGACAACGGGUGUGUUAAAAUAGCCGUAUCAUCAGCAGGGAUAGGAAACCGCGCACUGGUCAAAUAGUUUGUGUAAACGACCAAUCUGGAUAUAUCCGAUGCUGGGCUAAAGAUUUGUUGCCAUACUAGCCUGCUCAAUAUAGCUUCUUUCCCUGCACAUUUUGAUGGACGUGGGAAGAUAUUUUUUAGCCGGCUACUGUUGCUAUCGUCAUGCGGUUCUGGCUAGUGGGAAUUCUGACCUGUACAUAGUCGUGUUGAGUAACAUUAACUGGACGUAAUGUAGCUCUGUAGAAAGAUAGUCCAUAAAGAAAUUGUUUAUUUUUUUUUACUUGUUAGAUUUAUACAAGAGGUUAUUGGUUACGUUUCUCGUUGAAAAACGUCAAAAUGAAUAGUAAUGUUUGAUAGCUAGUUAGUGCCUAACUCAAAAUAGAAUAGCCGCCAGCCAGCGGAAUAGCUAGGCUAAAUGAAUUAACAGCGGAUGAUUGAAGACUUCGAGCAUUGUCAUUCUGGAUCAAGAAACAUUGUCUUUAGUCUCUGGUUGGAGUAACACUCCCAAGCCAUCAUCAAUGCCUUCAGCGCUGGCCGUCUUCUCCUGCCGUCCGAAUUCACACCCUUUUCAGGAACGUCAUGUCUACCUGGACGAGCCAGUCAAGAUCGGGCGCUCUGUGGCGCGAUGCCGACCCGCUCAGAACAAUGCUACGUUCGACUGCAAGGUUCUGUCAAGGAACCAUGCUCUUCUCUGGUUCGAUCACAAGACUGGCAAGUUCUACCUCCAGGACACUAAGAGCAGUAACGGGACGUUCAUCAACAGCCAGCGUCUGAGCCGGGGGUCCGAGGAAAGCCCCCCCUGUGAGGUCCUCUCUGGUGACACCAUCCAGUUCGGGGUCGACGUCACAGAGAACACGCGCAAAGUUACUCAUGGCUGCAUAGUUUCUACAAUCAAGCUGUUUCUACCGGACGGCAUGGAGGCUCGACGACGAUCAGACGUCAUCCAAGCACCUUUACCACUUCCUGUUGAUAAGGUUGCAGCCAACACCCCCACUAUGUACUCUCAGGAACUCUUCCAGCUCUCCCAGUAUCUGCAGGAGGCCCUACACAGGGAGCAGAUGUUGGAGCAGAAGUUGGCAACGCUGCAACGCCUACUAACCACCACACAGGAGGCUUCAGAGAGCAGCUGGCAGGCUCUGAUCGAUGAGGACCGGCUUCUCUCCAGACUAGAGGUGAUGGGCAACCAGCUGCAGACCUACUCUAAAAACCAAACGGAGGAUGGGAUGCGUAACGAGCUGGCAGCCCUGCAGGAAGACAAACACAACUAUGAGACCACGGCCAAAGAGUCCCUGAGGAGGGUCCUGCAGGAGAAGAUCGAGGUGGUCAGGAAGCUGUCAGAGGUCGAGAGAUCUCUGAGUAACACGGAGGAUGAGUGUACCCAUCUAAAGGAGAUGAAUGAGAGGAACCAGGAAGAGUUCAGAGAACUGGCAAAUAAGUACAACGGGGCCAUCAACGAGAUCAAGGACCUCACAGACAAGAUCAAGCUGGCAGAGGGCCGCCAGGAGGAGUUGACUCAGAAGGGUCAGCUGGAGAAGAAGGAGCUGCAGCUUUGCAUUGAGGAGAUGGAGGAGAAGGAACAGACUCUACAGGCUCGUAUUGAGGCCCUGCAGGCUGAUAACGACUUCACUAACGAGCGCCUCACUGCCCUGCAAGUUGGGUUAGAUCAGCUGCAGGACAAAAGCAUAAAGGACAACAACAGUUUAGCCGUGAAGCAGUUGAAAGAAGCAGUGGGCUCGUCGUUGCACAAGCUGGCCAACUAUGACGAGGUCAUAGAUGCCCACCUGCAGAACCACCAGACGGCAGAAGGAGACAGCCUUACCAGUCCUGACAGACUCAAAGAAAACCUGCUGGAUGCCAAGGAGUCGGACAUGUCGGAUACACUAAGCCCCAGCAAAGAUCGCAGCAGUGACGACACAUCAGACGGAAACAUGGAUGAUCAUGAGCUGAACGAUCCACAGAACAGGGUCGCCCUGCUCAAAGACGAGCUCCGUCGGGUCAACCUGGAGCCCAGGGACACAGAGCAGGUGAUUCACCACCUCCACAGAGAGCUGCUGGAGGCCCAGGAGUUGGCCAACACAGGCAAGCAGAAGUGUCUGGACCUCCAGGCCUUACUGGAAGAGGAGAGGAGGACUAACAAACAGCAGACAGAGGAGUCAGCCAAGCAGAUCCAGAACCUACAGAGCCAGUUGGGGAAGCUAGCAGGGGACAUGGAGGAGUUGAAGGAGCAGAGAGAGAGCAGCAGCAGCACGUGGGAGGAGCUGUACUCGGCUCAGGAGGAGGUGCUAGUCCUCCGCCACGCCAUGGAGGCCGCCACGGCCGAGAGGGAGCGCGACAUCGCCGCCCUGCAGAGGGACCUGGGAGGUGUCACGGCCGAGCUGGAGAAGUGGCGGCAGGCUGCGGCAAAAUACGAACAGGAGAUCAACUCCCUGCAGGCCACCUUCCUACAGCAGAGCCAGCACCAGCAGAGAGCCCACCAGCUACAAGGAGAGUUGGACCGUCUUCAGAAGGACUGCUCCAGUCUGCAGCAGGAGUGUGAGUGGCUCCGUUCCGAGAAGACGACCCUGGUGGACAGACUACACAGACUGGAGACUGAACUGGACAGUUCCAGGGAGCAGACUGCCAGUCUGGAGAAGUCCCAGAGAGAGAUGCAGAGUAGACUGGGCUCAAUACAGGACCAACACCUCCAGGAUGCUAACAAGCUGCAGACACAGCUGGCCCAGGCUGCUAGCAGGACACACAGCCUGCAGAGAGAGUAUGAGGACACCCAGACCUCGCUAUCUGACCUGCGGCAGCGUUAUGAGAGGACAGAGCAGGAGAAACGCUCCAUCAACGAGGAGCUGCAACAGUGUAAAGUCAACCUCAAACUGCUGCAGGACAAGAGCAAGAAUCCAUCCAUAUUGCAGCCUGUCCAAGCCAUUUUCAUCGGCCUUAUCCUGGCUUUGCUGUAUUGGUGCUUCAGCCAGUUGUGGUAGAAAGAUUGGUUGGAGCCCCUGGAUGCCAGUGGUAGCAGUGAUGGUAGCGGUGACAGCAGCGGUGCUUUACCCCAACUUCUCCAAGAGCACC
Molecule: messenger RNA, 4034 nt
Organism: Coregonus clupeaformis (lake whitefish)
Lineage: Eukaryota; Metazoa; Chordata; Actinopteri; Salmoniformes; Salmonidae
Gene: slmapa
Product: sarcolemma associated protein a
Biological process (GO): protein localization to plasma membrane; regulation of membrane depolarization during cardiac muscle cell action potential; regulation of voltage-gated sodium channel activity
Molecular function (GO): protein binding
Source: RefSeq, a predicted model, not a curated record